This is a messenger RNA of Oikopleura dioica, 1353 nucleotides long. The record is from the annotation of a GenBank genome assembly. NCBI's taxonomy places the organism in Eukaryota, Metazoa, Chordata, Appendicularia, Copelata, Oikopleuridae.
AUGGACUUUGAAAUUUGCACGAUCGGUUGUGACUCUUUUUCUUGCGUUUCAAAGUGUAGAGAUGAAUUGGCUCAUAGUUUGGAGACCUGCCCUUGUUCCCAAAAAGACCAGUUUGGUUCUGAAAAUGAGGUCUUUCAGCGAGAGGAUUGGCAAAAUUUGAUGAACGCAUUUCGAGACGACUUGAAAUCGGAAAAAGAAAACCGAGAAGCAGCGGAGAGAGAGCUUGAUGAAUGUGUCCGGAAUUGGAAUUCUUCGAACUUUGAGCUUUACCAACUCAAAAAGUCCUUGUUCGAACAAAAUGCGAAUCUAUCAACUCUCAUCGAAAAAAAUGACGCUCUUCGGAAAGAGGAAGAAAGGUUGAAAACAAGAAGUUAUCGACUUUGGCAAAAACUCGAUAAUCAAACUUCUUUUCUUCAAGACUGUCAGGAUGGCUAUUCUCUCGCUACAACCGAAAACCGGGCAUUGGAGGAAGAAAUUGACGCAAUCAAAGCGAAUUUGACAGAUCUUCAGGAGAAAUACCAAGUUGUCAAAUCAGAGGAAGAAAGGCUAAAAACAAGGAGCUAUCGUUUAUGGAAAAAACUCGAUGAACAAACUGACGAUUUGGCAAAACUGGAGGUCAUAAGGGAAGUUUAUGUCAAUCUUACCUCAGAAAACGAACAUCUGACUGAGCUCAAUGAAAAUCUGACUGAAAUCAACAACGAUCUGCAAAAAAAUCUGUCCCUCCAACUGUCUGAAAUCGACCUUUUCCGACUAGAAAACAAAAAUUUAACGGAGCAAAAUGAAGAGCUAGCUCAAAAUGUUUCUAUUAUCGAAGCGCUCAAGAACGAAACAGAACUCCUCCGAGCAGAAGUUGAAAAAGUCAAGGAAAAUCUCAAAAAAGUCCGCGCUGAAAAAGAUGCCCAAAAAUGCGAAGUGCUGGAACGAUCUUCAAAGCCUCAAGUUCUUUCCAUGAGUAGCAGAGAAGGCAACGGGCACUAUCUCGACUACUGGGACUAUCGGAGCAACAUGUCUUAUCAGCAGAAAGACAAAGUUCUUGAGCUCAUUUCCCUUGGAGUCAAAAAGGUUAAUAUGAAGUUCAUGAAUUCGGAUCACUGGGAAAUAGCGAAUCAUGGUUGGAAGAUGAACUUUCAUCGUGGCGGCUUUGGCAGACGAAAGACCUUCUAUUUCUUCCUUGAGAAGAGUUACGGUUCUACCCCUAGCUUUUACUGCGUAGCCCAGCAUAUCAACGACGACAACAAAGUGUUCAAAACUGACCGAGUUCACAGCUGGGCCGAAGAUGGCAAGCAGUUCAUUAGUUUCAAGAAAGAUAGCCGUUGGGAUAAAUCAGAUAUUCGCCUGAAUUUGACUCUUUGA